Dicrocoelium dendriticum is the source of this 984-nucleotide messenger RNA. NCBI's taxonomy places the organism in Eukaryota, Metazoa, Platyhelminthes, Trematoda, Plagiorchiida, Dicrocoeliidae. The record is from the annotation of a GenBank genome assembly.
AUGGACUGGCUAAUGGGUAAGGCUCGCGGUGUUGGAAAAGGUUUGAUGAACACUGGCGCCCCAUCAAAUUUGAUUGCUGAGCUAACCCAGCAUAGUAUUGAAUCCACUGUCAACCAUAGUGUUUGUUCAAACGAUGUUGAGUGUAAACAUAUUGGUGUCGCUUUACGUGAAGCUGUGGUUUCCCCCAGUUCUCGUAGCCUGUCCCCCGUAAAUCUCUCCUCUCCAAUGGAUGCGUCGUCCUCACCGACUCAGAAAGCUACCCAAGGAACCAACUCCGCUUCUUCAACAUUGGAAUCCACUUGCAGUUCGUCUGACGUUCCUGUAUUUAUGCAGGCUAAAUACGUAUCUCAACAGAUACCUUCGGCCGAUCCAAAACAUAUAGACUUCCGGGACCUUGUAGAGCCUUUUCCUGCCAUGGAUCUUAACGAGUGGCUGGCAGCCCACACAAUUGCUCUUUUUGAAAAUAUGAGCACUGUCUUCGAUGCCAUCCAAGAACUUUGCACAUGUCCUCACUUGGUUCCAAAUCAUGGCAUUUCUGUCCCUUGCUCUUCCGCAUGUACCAAUGUACGCGAAGGGUUCGUCUCAGACGACGAUCGCUGUAAACGAACAAAACAAACUUUCUCCAGUAGCACUGGUUCCGCCCGUCAGGAAAUUGACAGCGCGUUGUCGUCGUGUCAUGAUCUGAUUCAGUCUUCCGCCAUCUUCCCGGUUCGAAACGGUGACCACUUUCCCACCGAACUCCCCACCUAUGUGACGGUUAUAUGUAGAAAUCUACUACUUUGUAUCAUUCACUUAUAUCUGGGCCACUUUCAUCACUUGGAGCAGUUAGAUUUACUUCCUCACGUUAACACCCUCACUAAACAUUUUUUUGCGUUCACAACUAGAUUUUCGUUAGUCGAAGAUAAGCACGUUGCCCCACUUCUAGGUUUUGGUCGUCUCCUGAACCAAGAACCUGAUCAUUUAACAGUUGAUCCAUCUGAAUAA